AUGCGCCUUACCUUUCAACAGUCCAUACAGGACCCAACUGCCUCUGAGGCCAAUCUUGUGAUGGAUCUUGUGAGGGCCAAAUGCGACGUUUAUCAAGCACAGAAGGCAUUGGCGGAUUGUGUAAUGCGGGAGAAUGAGAUGUUGGCAAGCCUGCUGAGAUUCCGUGCCGAAGAGGCGGAGAAGAGGUUGGACGACACAGAUAUGGGAUUGGGGUGCAUGAGAGUUAUGUUCAAGGAAAACGGGUGGACUCAUAUUUCUUCUUUGACUCGAACACCUGGAAGUCAUCUGCAACCCGUAGAAGUUACAGAGUGCGGCCGGCAACUCACCAUCCAGCUUGAUUGA
Molecule: messenger RNA, 342 nt
Organism: Suillus clintonianus
Lineage: Eukaryota; Fungi; Basidiomycota; Agaricomycetes; Boletales; Suillaceae
Exons: 2
Coding region: 1-342 (113 amino acids)
Source: RefSeq, a predicted model, not a curated record